Molecule: messenger RNA, 920 nt
Organism: Stomoxys calcitrans (stable fly)
Lineage: Eukaryota; Metazoa; Arthropoda; Insecta; Diptera; Muscidae
Product: SOSS complex subunit B homolog
Exons: 2
Coding region: 147-857 (236 amino acids)
Biological process (GO): mitotic cell cycle checkpoint signaling; response to ionizing radiation; double-strand break repair via homologous recombination
Cellular component (GO): SOSS complex
Molecular function (GO): DNA binding
Source: RefSeq, a predicted model, not a curated record
CUGGCAUCAUUAAUGAGGCAUGUUAGAAGAAGAAUUUAAUUUUAAUUGUUUACAACAUUAUUUCAUUAUUUAAAAAACAACUUCUGUCGGACAAAAUCGCUUUCUGAUUGCCCUUUAUAUAGAUAAGAAAGUGGGUGAGCUAUAAAAUGUAUAACGGCGAAUGCAUAGCAAUCAAGGACAUUAAACCCGGCCUUAAGAACAUAAAUGUAAUUUUUAUUGUGCUCGAAAUAGGUACUGCUACUGUGACUAAAGAAAAUAGAGAAGUUAGAAAUUUUAAGGUUGGGGAUCAUACAGCCUGUAUAAAUGUUAGUAUUUGGGAUGAACCAGGAAAGCUUAUUACACCAGGAGAUAUUAUAAAAUUAACCAAAGGUUACGCUUCAAUUUGGCGUCAUUGCCUUACACUAUAUUCUGGAAAAAAUGGAGAAGUAUAUAAGAUUGGCGAGUUUUGCAUGACAUUUAACGAAGCUGUAAAUAUGAGUGAGCCUAAGCGGCCAGAUCAACAGACUGUUGGUCCCACACCUCAAGUUAUGGCUCCUGCACAAAUGACAUCCGGUGCAGGAACAUCGCCUGUCGUUGUUGGUCAACCGCAACAAGUUUCAACAGGUGUUACCAAUAACAAUGGAAACGCCGUUCCAAGGCCACCAACGAUAGGCGUCACUGGGGUAAGUGGAGUUCAGGUUGUAGCCAAGCCAGUGCAACCGGUUGGUAUAAUUGGUAAUGGGGCCGCAUCUAAAACGACAUCCCUAGGAACUACAAAUGUUGUUACUCCAUCUCAACCGGCAUCGAAAACUUCAACAAGUCGCGGUGGUCGCACGAAUGUUACACGAGCUAGUAACAUAAAAACAGAAAGAAGAUGAAGUUUUGAAAAUAAAUUUAUUUUAUAAGCUUAAAUAAGGUAGUAAUAUAUGUACAAAACUGGA